AUGCUGGCCUGCAGCGGUCCGGUCCUGCGUGCUGCGCUGAGCCAGGCAGUUCCCCGUGGCCUCGCCUCCUUCCAUUGCUCUGCUCGGCGCUGCCGGCCCGCCCGCGUCGCUGUGGUCCUGUCUGGUUGUGGUGUCUAUGAUGGCACAGAAAUCCAUGAGGCCUCAGCCAUACUGGUACACCUUAGUCGUGGGGGAGCUGAGGUUCAGAUGUAUGCUCCAGAUGUCCCUCAGAUGCAUGUCAUUGACCACAGUAAAGGACAACCAGCUGAAGCUGAGUCAAGGAACGUAUUAGUGGAAUCUGCAAGGAUUGCUCGUGGUAAAAUUUCAAGCCUGGCUAAACUUACUACAACAGACCAUGAUGCUGUGAUAUUCCCUGGUGGAUUUGGAGCUGCUAAAAACUUAUCUACCUUUGCUGUUGAUGGGAAAGAUUGCAAGGUGAACAAAGAAGUGGAACGUGUCUUGAAAGAUUUCCACAAAGCAGGGAAACCUAUUGGUCUUUGCUGCAUUUCACCAGUGUUGGCAGCAAAGGUUCUCUCUGGUGCUGAAGUAACUGUGGGCCAUGAAGAAGAGGAAGGUGGCAAGUGGCCUUAUGCUGGGACUGCAGGAGCCAUUAAAGAGCUGGGAGGAAAGCACUGUGUGAAAGAAGUGACUGAAGCUCAUGUGGAUACAAAAAACAAGGUGGUGACUACCCCAGCAUUUAUGUGUGAAACAGAAUUACACAAAAUCUUUGAUGGCAUUGGGGCCAUGGUAAAGAAUGUGCUAAAAUUAACUGGCAAAUGAAGAAAACCAGACCAUCUUUAAAUGUAGGGUUUAGUAUCAAAUAUAACAUGGACCAAUGGAAACAUUUUCACCUGCUUGUCCUGUUCACACUCUAGUGAAUGCUGAUAUGAAGCUGAUUGAUUCCUAGCCAUGGGGUUUUCUGAGAGAGGCCUGCAGAGAGAAGGCCUCACAGGAUACAAGCCAAGUGGCCUGAGACACAGAGCAUUGCCUGGAACUUUUUCAUCUGGAGAAGGCUGUGCAGAUUCUGAAACCUGCCCUGCUGAUGUACUGGUGUCAAGCCACUUCUAUGGAUGCAAAAAAGAGACUAAAGGCCCUUCGAGAAGCUGAUAGCAGAUGUGUUACAGGGGUAUAGUGGAUGCUGUAGCAGUGCAUCUUAAGUGGAUGAAGAAUGGAAGUUGAGAGGAAUUAGUGUGUGGUUCAUUUUUGUGCUCAGGCCUGUAUUUGUGAACUAAAAACCAGGGUCAGCUGUCAAGGGAAUCUUCCAUGUACUAAAUUCGCUUGGUAUUAAUUAGAAGAUUAACGUUUUGGUUUUUUUCCUGUUUUCACGAAGAGCCAUUCUCAAUAUUGAUCAGCAGCAGGACACAUCUCUACUGUCACAACACUAGCACUUUGAAAAAUUUAUCCAUUGGCCCAUUAUAACUAAAGAAGUCUGUAAAUGAGGGAGAAAAUAUCCCCUGAUGUGACGCACCAUUCUUAAGGAUAAUACCCAUGUCGAAGUAGUUGCAUGACUAGCAGUGGAUGGGAAAAACAGUCUCAAGUUAGCCUUACUUCCCUUGCUUUAGGAUAAUAAAGCUUUCUCCAAAGAAAUGUUACUGAAUGUCUGAAUA
Molecule: messenger RNA, 1607 nt
Organism: Indicator indicator
Lineage: Eukaryota; Metazoa; Chordata; Aves; Piciformes; Indicatoridae
Gene: GATD3
Product: glutamine amidotransferase class 1 domain containing 3
Exons: 7
Coding region: 1-780 (259 amino acids)
Cellular component (GO): mitochondrion
Source: RefSeq, a predicted model, not a curated record